CCGAGCGGAAGUCUCUUCUCUAUGGUGGCGAGAGGGGAGGGAGGGCCGCGGCGCGCAGCGAUGACGUCAGAGCAGCUUAGAGCGCCCAGGCGGUGAAGUCGGCGGCCCUGCGGGGCCUGUGUGAUGCAGAAUGGAGAAGGAGCUAGGUUUUGUGACUGUUGACGAUGCAGUCCAUUACCAGUUAUUCCUGAUACAUGAAUCAGAAGACACAGAACAUCAUCAAGACAUCCUACAGCAAUAUAUUGAAAGAAUACUAGCACAUUUUGCCCCUAUCCUGGUUUCCUACAUCUGGCAAAAUGAGUCAUUUAAUCUAAAGUACAAACCUGCAAAAGGAAAUCUACCUGCUCAUAUUGCUGGUCACACAAAGUUUGGAGAUAACAUUGAAGAUGAAUGGUUUAUUGUUUACCUCAUAAAGGAAAUUACAAAGGAAUUUCCAGAAUUAUUAGCUAGAGUGGAUGAUAACGAUGGUGAAUUCCUUCUGAUAGAAGCAGCUGACUACCUUCCAAAAUGGUUGAGUCCUGAAAACAGCAUCCAUCGGGUGUUCUUUCAUAGUGGAGAAUUAUGCAUAAUUCCAUUACCAAAUACUCCUGAAAGGAAGAAAUUACUACCUGGUAUAAACCCUACAAUUCCCCAGGUCCUGAAAUUGUUUUCUGGCCAUUCUGAGGAUUUUGUGGCUUCAAAAUCUAUUAAAGCAGCAGUAUAUAAACGAAUCAAAGGGUAUCCUGAGAAGAUCCAGACCUUUCUUCAUCAAGCUCACUGUUAUCUUCCAGCAGGCAUUGCAGUAGUUCUCAGGCAGCGUCCUGCGUUAGUGUCAGCAGCAGUCCAAGCUUUUUACCUUCGAGAUCCCAUUGAUUUAAAAGCAUGCCGCAUUUUCAAAACCUUCCCCCCUGAAACAUGUGUGAUGGCAUCAGUUACUUUGACAAAGUGUCUAUAUGCACAACUGGUUCAACAGACAUUUGUACCAGACAAACGGAGUGGCUACUCGUUACCUCCUCGUUCACAUCCUCAAUACAAAGCCUAUGAAUUAGGCAUGAAAUUGGCUCAUGGCUUUGAAAUUUUAUGCUCAAAGUAUAGUUCAGCUUCUCCUGAUUCCAAGAAACAAAUACUGAAUGUUCCAUUAUGGGAUAGCUUUCUCAGGGCUCUCCAGAAGAACAAUUAUUUUAAGGGGGAAAUAGAAGGUUCUGCUCAGUAUCUUCAUCAGUUGCAAAUGGCAGAAAACUAUUUUCUACAGACUGUAACCAGCUCAGGAAGCUCAGUUGCUGUUAGCCCAGGCGAAGAAAUUCUGACGAUAUUAAAAAAAAAUUCCUUUAAUUUGGAGGAUUUGAAAAAGAGCUCAGAUGUUCUACCUCCAGAGGAUGAUGACAGUUGGUUGGAGAUUUCUCCAGAUGCUCUGGAUCAGAUUCUUAAGGAAACAUCUGGCACAAAUCAAUCUGCUUCUGCCUCAGAGGAAAAGCAGAACUAUGACUUGACUGAGGUUGCUGAAAGCAUGAAGGCUUUUAUAUCCAAAGUCUCAACAUACGAAGGAGCAGAAAUGCCACGGUCUUCCGCUGAGGGCCCUGUUAGUUUUGAUAUUGACUCAUUCACAGAGGCUUUGGAUACUAUCCUGGGGCCAAAUUCAGAGGAGCUGGACUCUGAUGAUUUAGACGAAGAAGAAGAAUUUGAAUUCUUAGACAGCGAUGAAGAGAGUGAUUUAAAAGCCGAUUCUCAAGGAGAUGCAGCAUCUUGGAAUGAAACCACCGAAAAUCUCCAAACAUACAUGAAUGAAAUGGAUCACGAAUUAUCAUCUACCACUAUUGGCAAAAGCUUUACCAAUCAGAAGAAAGGGGAGAGAUCCGGUAAAGUAUUUCCACAUGAAGACCCUAACACGGAUUUGGAAGGCAAUCAGAAUAAAGAACAUCCUGAUACAACAUCCGUGGACAUUGAUGUGAACCUUGUAACUAACUUGUUGGAAUCCUAUCAUGCUCAAGUUGGAUUAGCAGGACCUGUUUCUAACAUUCUGCAGAGCAUGGGAGUGCAUUUGCCAGAUAAUACUGACCAAAAACCUCAUUAGCAAUUCAUUGAUGAUUCAUUAAACAAGGAAACCAAUUCAUUCAUUGGUUUCCUUGUUUAAAGGAUACAUUGCUAAGUAAAAGUAUUUUUUUUUAAACAAAAAACACCCUUCUCCAAAGAUGCUUUUGCCUGCAGACCUGAAUCAUUUGGAAUAUCCUUCUCAACUACUUAACCAUCUUGUGGAAUCUGUUUUCUGAAAUAAUAAUAAUAAUGGUAAAGUGCCGAGAAAAUGGGACUCUUGCAAAUAUUUUUGAAAUCCAUUUUAUACUCAUUAAAAUACUUGGAAUUUUCUUGCAAA
Molecule: messenger RNA, 2347 nt
Organism: Pantherophis guttatus
Lineage: Eukaryota; Metazoa; Chordata; Lepidosauria; Squamata; Colubridae
Gene: ECD
Product: ecdysoneless cell cycle regulator
Cellular component (GO): nucleus
Source: RefSeq, a predicted model, not a curated record